AUGUGGCUUAUUCUCUUGUGGAUUUCAAUUAUCUCGGCUACUACAAUUAAUAUAUCUGAGAAUGAAACGACGAUCUACUUCGAAGAUGAGGUAAAUUAUACUACGCUAGAGAUUAUUGAAAAUGAAAAUUCGACAGCUACAACAAUGCUAUUUUCAAAUAAAACAAACGGAACAGACGAAGGAUUAAAUGGAACAACAUUAAAUGAAGCAAUAAAUGGAACUUUAAAUGGAACUUUAACAAAACCAACACAAAAAACAACUCCAAAACCAACACAACAAUUAAUAGAAAAUAAACAACAAAAUUCCCAAUCUUUAAGAUGUUUGGUAGGCUCAAAUCCUUUAAAUAAAACAAAUCGUCCUCCACCUAUUGAACCCCUUUGGUGCAAUGAUACUGUGGAAUAUGAAAAGCGAAAAUGUUUAAAUAUUGUUUGUUAUACGGAUACUUAUGGAUCUUACUGGAAAACGAGAAAAAAGUUUGGUUGA
This is a messenger RNA of Meloidogyne enterolobii, 483 nucleotides long. The record is from the annotation of a GenBank genome assembly. Lineage: Eukaryota; Metazoa; Nematoda; Chromadorea; Rhabditida; Meloidogynidae.